AUGCGCAGCCUCACCGACCUUUUGCUUGCCGCUGUUCUUGACAGAGGUGCGGCUGAGGACUUGGCCAAGGUCAAGGCAAAGCGAUCCGACGUGGUUCCCACGUCACUUGCCGCCGCGGUCGUGGACGCCGCAGCAAAGUGUCUGACGGCAAUCGCGCUGAGCUAUUCCCCAGAUCGUGCUGCAGGUGCUGUGGCCUCGACGCUUAAUAUCCUGCUCGCCGCCUACAAGGCAGCGAGCGAGUGGGAUCCAAGCACGGUUGGCGCGUGUCGUCGUCGGCUUUCUAUUAACCAGCAGCUAUCGAAGCUUGUGAUUAGGCCAUCGUCUGACAUCGCCAAGGAGCUCGCCGUGGCAGUGAUUCUCUCCGCCGAGGACGAGGUGAUUGUGCGACGCUCACUGCAGAAGAAGAUGACCUCGCAUAUCAUGCAGAACCAAUGUGAUAUGCGUUACGUGUCUUUUCUGAUCCUCACCGUCAUUAGUGAGGAGACGAAAAGUGGGUAUUACUACCUCCGCGCCCUCCUACAGCAGGUUGGUGACCACCUUCGCUCGAAGCAGAGAAGCUCCGGCGCGACACUGUCCUCGCCUGAGGCCCUGACGUGCUUCCUCGAAUACACCAUUCCUUUUUUGGUCUUCUUCAUGGCCCACCACACCUUCUACAGCAGUGAACAGGAGAACCACUUUGUUGCGUACCAGCGGGUCUGGCACCUCUUGUUUGAGGAGCUUUUCCGCCACGGGACGCAGUGUGCUAGCUUCCUGGUGGAGCUUCUCGCCCGCAUCAAGCAGUCGGACGAGGUGCUUUACAAGGAGCUCCACGCGGCACGGCUGCUGUGCGACCUGGGCAGCCGAGUAAUGCAAGAGUGCCUGGGGCAGCGGCAGAUCAGCGCAGAGGCUCUCAAGCGGUACCCUGGACGCGUUCUUUUGCCAAAUUUUUUUGUCCCCUCGACUUCUGCCGCGGAGGCACUCAGUACCAUCUUUCUUGACGCAAAGGUGCACAUUUUCUCGCACGUUCCAUUCCGAGCGCCAACGGCGGCGACUUCCUCAGAAGGUGGCGUAGCAGGCGAGAAGGCGGCCUCCUUGCGUCGUGCCGCUGGGACAGAGGACGUUGAAGAUGAGGCCAACCCCGAGCUCACCGCACAGGCGGAGGUGGAUUUGCCCCCACUUCUCCGACAGCGCGUCGAUACGGCGUUGGGUGCAUUCAUUGGCGCCAUGACGAAGGAGGAAAUCGUGAAGCUGCGCUGGCCAGAGGUGAAACGGCGCAUAAUGGAGAUGAUGGCCGGCGGCGAGGACAACGCCGACAGCGACAACGAAGAGGAGAACGCGGAUGAGGAGGAAGUCAUGGGGUACGCCAAGGAGCAGCUCCGCCGGCUGUACGAGAGGGCCCCACCGCAGUGA
Messenger RNA from Trypanosoma conorhini, 1389 nucleotides. RefSeq lists its product as uncharacterized. The coding region runs from base 1 to 1389 and encodes 462 amino acids. The record is from RefSeq and is a predicted model, not a curated record. NCBI's taxonomy places the organism in Eukaryota, Euglenozoa, Kinetoplastea, Trypanosomatida, Trypanosomatidae. The transcript has a single exon.